CGCUCGGGAUUGGCUCCCGCCGGGGAGGCCUCCCCCGCCUUUUCUUUCUGUAAAUAGUAAUGCUUGGUGGGCGGCCGUCUCCUCUUGCGUAAGCGCAGCCCCGCUCGGGAAGUGCCGCGCAGGACUCCCAUUUCGCCCGCGUUCGAGUCCUUGCGCGUCAGGUUUGAUCAUGCUCUGGGCAUUCAAACACACAGGAAGUAGGUUUGAGAGCCAUCUUUCAAGAUGGCAGCAUUACCAUAAGUCUGUCCUGGCAAUCAGGAGGGAGGAUGUUAAUGCCUGGGAAAGAAGAGCACCUCUGGCCCCACGACACGUCAAACAGUUAACCAACCUGGGAUACAAAGUUCUGGUGCAACCGUCCAACCAAAGGGCCAUUCAUGAAAAAGAUUAUGUUAAAGCUGGUGGUAUUAUACAGGAAGAUAUUUCAGAGGCCUGCCUGAUUGUGGGUGUGAAGAGACCUCCAGAGGAUAAACUAAUCCCCAAUAAAAACUACGCGUUCUUCUCUCAUACUAUUAAAGCCCAAGAGGCAAACAUGUCCUUGUUGGAUGAGAUCCUCAGCAAGGGCAUUCGUUUGAUAGAUUAUGAGAAAAUGGUGGAUCACAGAGGAGUGCGAGUUGUAGCCUUUGGAAAGUGGGCCGGUGUUGCAGGUAUGAUCAAUAUUUUACAUGGAAUGGGAUUGCGGUUUCUUGCUCUGGGACAUCAUACUCCUUUCAUGCACAUUGGUAUGGCCCAUAACUACAGAAACAGCAGCCAGGCUGUACAGGCAGUUCGGGAUGCUGGCUAUGAAAUUUCUCUAGGCCUGAUGCCGAAAUCUAUUGGACCCAUAACAUUUGUGUUUACAGGUACCGGUAAUGUCUCGAAGGGUGCCCAAGAAAUGUUUAAUGCCCUCCCUUGUGAAUUUGUGGAGCCCCAUGAGCUGAAGGAGGUCUCUAGAACUGGAGACCUCAGAAAAGUAUAUGGGACAGUGCUAAGUCGUCACCAUCACCUUGUAAGGAAGAGUGAUGGGGUGUAUGACCCUGUGGAAUAUGACAAGCAUCCGGAACUCUACACAUCUCGUUUUAACACUGAUAUUGCACCCUAUGCUACGUGCUUAAUAAAUGGAAUCUACUGGGAGCAGCAUACACCACGUUUGUUAAGCAGACAGGAUGCACAGAGGCUUCUGGCUCCUCUCAGACCUUCUGCUGCUGCUACAGAGGGCUGCCCUGAACUGCCACACAAGCUUGUUGCAAUAUGUGACAUCUCAGCAGACACUGGAGGAUCUAUAGAAUUUAUGACGGAAUGUACUACAAUCGACAGCCCCUUCUGCAUGUAUGACGCCGAUCAGCAUAUUAUUCAUGACAGUGUGGAGGGAUUUGGGAUUUUGAUGUGUUCCAUUGACAAUCUGCCAGCUCAGCUUCCUAUAGAAUCAACAGAAUGUUUUGGAGACAUGCUUUUCCCUUACAUUGAAGAAAUGCUGUUAUCUGAAGCCGCAGAGCCCCUUGAAAGCCAGAAUUACUCACCUGUAGUUAGAGAUGCAGUGAUUGCAUCCAAUGGUUCAUUGACUGAUAAAUAUAAAUAUAUCCAGAAACUGAGGGAGAGCAGGGAGUACGCUCAGUCACUGACCAUGGAUAAGAAGAAGAAGAUCUUGUUACUUGGAUCAGGCUAUGUCUCUGGGCCUGUGAUUGAAUACCUCACUCGAGACCCCAACGUUGAAAUAACAGCAGCAUCCAUCAUGAAGAAUCAACUUCAGCAGCUAACUAAGAAAUACAGCAGUGUUGUUCCUGUUGUUGUGGAUGUCACUGAAGAUGAAGAGAAAUUAUCAUCAAUGGUGAAGAAACACAAUCUUGUUAUCAGCCUGCUGCCUUAUUCAUUCCAUCCAUUGGUUGCCAAGAAGUGCAUUGACAACAAAGUGAAUUUGGUAACUGCCAGUUACCUGACACCUGCUAUGAAAGAACUACAGGAAAGUGCAGAGGCUGCUGGCAUUACUGUUAUCAGUGAAGUGGGCUUGGAUCCUGGCCUUGAUCAUAUGCUGGCAAUGGAGUGCAUUGAUAAAGCAAAAGAAGUGGGAGCUACGGUGGAAUCCUAUACUUCCUUCUGUGGUGGCCUGCCUGCUCCAGAGCAUUCUGACAACCCCCUCCGCUAUAAAUUCAGCUGGAAUCCACUGGGGGUCCUGCUGAAUACAGUUCAACCUGCCACAUUUUUACAAGAUGGAGAGGUUAUUAAUAUUCCAGCCGGAGGAGCUUUGCUUGAUUCUGUUACUGUCAUGGAUUUUUUCCCAGGAUUAAAUUUGGAAGGUUUUCCAAACAGAGACAGUACAAAAUAUGCUGAACCAUAUGGUAUUCAGUCAGCUCACACUCUCUUAAGAGGAACUUUACGAUACAGGGGUUUUUCUAAAGCCUUAGGAGGCUUUGUGAAACUAGGAUUAAUAAAUCCGGAACCGUGCCCUAUGCUUAGUGCAACGGCACCUUCUGUAAACUGGAAAGAGCUGAUGUGCAAACUCCUUGGACUUAAGCCACCUGCCAAAUCUGAUGACCUCCGAGAUGCCGUCUACAAUAAACUGGAGCAAGAUGAACAGCAGCUGGAGGCAAUCGAAUGGCUCGGAUUAGUUGGAGAUGAACCUGUUCCAGUUGCAGAGUCUAUAGUGGGUGCACUGGCCAAGCACAUGGAGGCCAAGCUGUCUUUUGGUACUGGAGAACGAGAUAUGAUAGUAAUGAGGAAUGAAAUUGGAAUCCGACAUCCAUCUGGUCAUUUGGAAGACAAAUCCAUCAGUCUUGUGGUGUAUGGUGAUGAUAAAGGAUAUUCUGCAAUGGCUAAAACUGUAGGGUACCCUACUGCUAUCGCAGCAAAGAUGGUUCUGGAUGGUGGAAUUAACACCAAAGGCAUGGUCAUCCCAUUGACUAAAAAUAUAUAUGGACCAAUACUUGAAGGUGUUCGAGCUGAAGGCAUUACAUACAGUACCCAGAGUGUUGUCAAGCAGUAACCAAGACGUCAUCUUUCUUGGGGAAAGGGUUUAAUCAUUCAUUCAUUCAUUCAUUCGAUUUUUGUACCACCUUUCCAAAAAUGGCUCAGGGUGGUUUACACAGAGAAAUAAUAAAUAAAUAAGAUGGCUCCCUGUCCCCAAAGGGCUCACAAUCUAAAAAGAAACAUAAGAUAGACACCAGCAACAGUCAUUGGAGUUACUGUGCUGGGGGUGGACAGGGCCAGUUACUCUCCCCCUGCUAAAUAAAGAGAAUCACCACGUUAAAAGGUGCCUCUUUGCCAAGUUAGCAGGGGUCUGCUGUACUUGGUCUGUACUUCUUGUAUGUACAAUUUGAAGCAUGUAAAAUGAUUGCCUACCAUGGGCAUCGUCCCCUGGAAAGCUUUUUGUGCAAUCCCAUUGAAAUGAAUGGGAGCUGUACAAAAUCACGUGUGUGUCCUUAUGCAGCUUUCAUCUGUUCAGUGGGUUUGUGCAAAAGAACUAGCUGGUGGGUUGUGCCCUGUACCUUUUUAAAAGGUGCUUGACACUGAAAGGUGGCAACAUGUAUUAAAUCAUAAUGUGGUGCAGUAUUUACCAUCCACACAAGACUCUUUAAACAGUGCCACAAUAUUUUUAAUUGUAACCUCAGUACUGCAAUAUUGCUGUGCGUAGUAAAUUCAAGGCUUUGUUUUUAAACAGAAAAUUUGCCCCUAAAACAUGACAAGGGCAGAAGAAAAUGGUAGUACAUUGUUUGUGAACCUAACUGGGAAUAUUUUUCCUCCUUCAGUGAGUAAUUUAUUAUAAUACACAACUGAGGCCUUUCUUCCACUAAGUCAGUGAGGCACUGCCAGAACUAACGGUUGCACUAUUGUGCCCUCUGUCUUCUAGGAAUGUAUCUGCGGGCAAUUCCCUCCUGACCUCCAUGAUUCCAUUUUUGCCAUGUGCUUAUGGCUAGGUCCAUGUACAAGGUAAUCUUGGGAACCCAUUCAUUCCACAGUGUGCUCCUUGGCACCACGUACCUGGCCAAGUUUUACAAUUGAGUUUUGUUGCUUGCUUGGCAACAGGGAGCCAAAUGUGCAGAAUCCAUUUAUAGGACUGUCUUCCACACGGAUCCCAUCACAAGGUUUGUAGAGGCCAUAGGUCAGCGCUGGAAGACCUUGGAAAACUGCUGCCAAGUGGAAUAGAUAACAAUGGGCUAGAUGGACCAAUGGUCUCCUUCUGGUAUCAGACAGCAUCAUACGUCCAUUGAUGUUUUAAAUAAUUUCAUGGCAGGUGUGGUUAUAGCAAUUGACUCUAUGUUAUAACCAAAAGGGAAACUUAUUUGAUUUGCACUUUAGUGCCUAGAAAAUCAUGUAAAGUAAAAGGUCAAAGAUAUUUUUGUAUGUCACAAAAGAGUGUGGAAAAACAUUGAUUGUUUUAGAUACUACACAAAAGUUUGAAAGUAGUACCGUGCUCUUUAUCUAUGUGAAAGUCUGCAGUUUCACAUCUGCCAAAUACUGUACUGUUUGAAACCACAUUUCAGUUUGUAAGGGAUUGGAUAAUAUCCAGACAGUAUACACAGCUAUGGAAAAUUUCCCUGUUACAUUGUAGGAAUGCCAGCUGAAAUGCCUGUUAAUCUCUCUUGCUGAUGUAGUCUAACACAGGGAUCCUCAACGUUGGGCUCCCAGAUGUUAGUGGACUUCAACUCCCAUAAUCCCAAGCCCCAGUGGCCUUUGGUUGGGGAUUAUGGGAGUUGAAGUCCAAUAGCGUCUGGGGGCCCAAUGUUGAGAAUCUCUGGUCUAACACAACAUGAUGCUGUGCCUCAAAUGUGUAUCUGCUCCAUUCUUAGGAGAAGCAGCAAUAUUUUAAAUGCAGCUCUUGUCCUGUAUGCAUUAGUCAUGUGAGGGUAAAACUUGUUUAGUAGCUGCCUUUCCAAUUAAUGUUGUUUGGGGAAAGGCCUUGAACUCAGGCCUUUCCCCAAACAACCAUAUGGGCUUUCUGAGCACAUGGGAGCAGCGCAGCUCCAUAGUCCUUCUGGGCAUGUCCCUCUACAUUCAGUGCCUUUUCACCAAGAUCUCUUGGGAUGGAUGGAAAGAUCAUUUUACUUCAGCCAUGGAAAAAAUAAGGAGCCUAUCAAGUUAGGUAUGACUUCAUUGAAAGUCUGGGGUGCGCUUGACAAGGGGAAGGGAGAGAUGGGGAAAGGAGAAGGCUGCGGGUUUGUGGUUCCUAUUUAGAUGACUGGAGAUUGCUAACUCAGUUGGCUAAAAGAAAAACAACAUAAACAGCAUUUUUUUUAAUGUGCCAAAAUGAAUGUGCCCAGUAGUUUUAAUCCAGGGUGCAGUGACUUUCCUCAGUGUGCCUUUUGGCUUUUUAAUAUCUUUGAAUGGGUUAUAUCUAAACUUUUCAGGCUUGACAUAUUUCAGUGAUGAGAUUUCAGAGUGAGCAGUUAGGAAUACUGUUGAGUUUCAUUCUUUGAUUCUCACCAAUGUGAACAGAACCAGGAUUUGAUGUUAACAUUCAUUCCCUUGUCAGAAAUUCAAUAACACCAUUUUCUUUCUCUUUGACUCUGGUAGUCUGGAUUUUUCAUACAUGUACCCUGAAACGGUAAAUUUUCAAAAGAUAUUUUUAACUCUUGACCAGUCUCUCUAAUGACUAGUUGAAAUUGUGGAUACGAUUCUAGUUCUGGUUAUGGACUCUAGUCUCUUACCAAGAUAUUGAACCAUACAGUGAAAUUGGUGAUUGCCAACAGAUGGAGAAGUCACUGCAGAGAAGAAGUAUGGAAGUGAUACAGUAUACUGCUCAUGGUAUGAGAAUGGAGCAUAGCUGGCACCUCAGUCAUGUUACUUAAUUGAAAUAAGCCAGAUUAAUAGGCCACAACUUUGUGAACCACCCUUCAGGUCAUUUGGCGUAUGGGAGCCAUAGAUGUUAGUCUGCCCAGUCAUAGUCAUACUACUAGGAAGGGACAUCUAUAGAGUCAGUGUGGUGUAGUGGUUAGAGUGUUGGACUAGGACCCAGGAGACCUGAGUUCAAAGCUCAUUCAGCCAUGGAACUCACUGGGUGACUCUGGGUCAGUCACUCAUUUCUCAGCCAAGCCUAUUUCACAGGGUUGUUGUGAGGAUAAAUAUAAUCAUGUACACUGCCCUGGGCUAUCUGGAGGAAGAGUGGGAUAAACAUGUAGUAAAUAAAUAGCAGCUUAGCUGCUGCUUUGAUGAAAUCCAGAUACUCCUAAACACGCCCAAACAGCCUAACCCAGGAAAAAUCACACCUUGAGGCUAUUCUCACGUGCAGUGGAAACUGGGCUAAGGGAGCCCAGGCAGCCUGGUUUCUAUUGCAUGCAAGAACUGCUGGGAGCCGUGCAGCUCAUGGUGGCAAACCUUGGGUAGCCUGCCGUGCAAUCCGGGUUUUGGAGCGCCCGAAAAGUGGGUUCCUGGAUUGUGUCACUGCGGUGCGGCUGAAUGGGAGGCUCCCCCAAAGGCUCCUCCCAGCGUCAGGAGGCUCCCCCAAAGGCACCACACACUUCUGUGGUGCUUUAUGGGACUCCCAGGGGCCAGGAGGCCCCUGAACCCCACUGCCCCAACCGGCUCCAUGACGGAGCUGGUAAUUGUCUGGGCAGCUGAUCGUCUGCAGGGAGAGGGGGGGUCAAACCUGUCCUCCUCACAACUCCCCCCCCCUUCCGGCUCUACACACGGAUUGUGUAUAGAGCUUCUUCAGUGUCAAGACUAUUGUGAAGAGCUGGCCAAAGGGGUGAAGCAUAACUGUGCUGGCUUAGCACGCAGUCUGACAGGCCUACUGAGAUGGGUGAAUUGCAGCUGCCGAGGCUCCCUUUAUUUCCCCCACAUAUGCACUGUGGGGCACAAAUGGGCCCCUGCCUGAACACAGGAGUGAUUCUUCUGAUUCAUAGUAAUCGGGCAGCAUUUGGCUUUAAGUGACUGUUACCGUUUAAAGCAGAACAAAAAUGAGCCACACUCUUCAAUCCUUAUCUGUCCUCUCCACCCAGGCAAAAGGACACACUUCUUUUUUGAAUAUUUUAAUAUUUCAGUCUACUAUAAAUUAAAGGGAGAACUGGAAGUCCAUCUCCAGAUCUAGGAUCACUCAAAAUGUAGUGUGUGUGUAUCAGACUGUUUUCUAUUCCAAUAUCCUAUUGAAUCACUUUCUUAAACAGGGCACAGACUGUGCUUUUUGUAUGUAUUUGGUUUAAAGAAAUCCGGUGCCUCUGCUAUGAUAACAUGCUAAAUAAAAACUUUUGGCUUGUA
Molecule: messenger RNA, 7164 nt
Organism: Hemicordylus capensis (graceful crag lizard)
Lineage: Eukaryota; Metazoa; Chordata; Lepidosauria; Squamata; Cordylidae
Gene: AASS
Product: aminoadipate-semialdehyde synthase
Exons: 24
Coding region: 170-2956 (928 amino acids)
Cellular component (GO): cytoplasm
Molecular function (GO): saccharopine dehydrogenase activity
Source: RefSeq, a predicted model, not a curated record